Messenger RNA from Carcharodon carcharias (great white shark), 1006 nucleotides. It is a transcript of the gene arl6ip4, whose product is annotated as ADP-ribosylation factor-like 6 interacting protein 4. Lineage: Eukaryota; Metazoa; Chordata; Chondrichthyes; Lamniformes; Lamnidae. The transcript is spliced from 5 exons. The coding region runs from base 177 to 884 and encodes 235 amino acids. The record is from RefSeq and is a predicted model, not a curated record.
AAUCAAGCGGGGCUACUUUGUCCUGGACGGUGUCAAGCUUCUUCAGCAUUGAGGGAGCUGCAUUCAUCGAGGCAAGUCGGGAGUAUUCCAUCACAUUCCUGACUUGCACCUUGUGGAUGGUGGACAGGCUUUGGAGAGUCAGGAGAUGUUUUAUAUAAUCUUUGGAACAAACAAAAAUGGGUCGCAGUCGUUCGCGAGAGGAUUUGCAAAGCAGGAGUGAACAUGGAUCGAGAAGUGAAGUCAAAAAAAAAGAGGAAAAGAGGAAAAGGAAACGGAGCAGCAGUGAAAGUCUAUCAGCUUCUCAUAGACAUUCCCGAGGCUUAGCACCUGCACCAAGCAUGGGCGAGGGAAUAACACAAAAGCAUAAAGUUAAAAGGAAACGUAAUUCGCCCUCUUCAUCCUCAUCAUCUAGUUCAUCACCUUCUUCACAUCUGUCAUCAGAGGAAGAAAAGCGUAAAAAAAGGAGUCACAGUUCGAAAAAAAAGAAAAACAAAGACAGAAAGAGAAAGAAGAAAAGGAAAAAGGAGAAGAAGAAACUGAAGAAGAAAAUGAAGAUGAAGAGAGAAACACUGCUGGAUACGAGGACUCCAACUGAGGGAAUGACUGGGCGUUUAGAGGAGCAGCAGAUGGAGAUAGCCAUUACAGAUGAACAGAAAGCUCGAAUUCUGGCCAUGCGGCCAAUGACAAGGGAAGAAUGGGAUGCCAGGCAAAGUGUUAUUCGUCGAGUGGUGGAUCCAGAGACUGGCAGGUCAAGGAUUAUUAAAGGUGAUGGUGAAGUUCUGGAAGAAAUUGUUAGCAGAGACAGACACAAAGAAAUUAAUAAGCUUGCUACGAUGGGUGAUGGGUUCACUUUCCAGGUGAGAAUGGGCCUAAAUCAAAGGUGACAGGAGCUGAAAGCCUUUGGGAUUACUGAAGUUUUCAACUCAAAAAAAAAAUCAUUCUAAAUCACAGCUUGUAUUUAAGGAUGACUUUUCAUUAGCUUUUAAUAAAUUGUGUUGCAAUUAUA